Messenger RNA from Chenopodium quinoa (quinoa), 318 nucleotides. RefSeq lists its product as uncharacterized. The coding region runs from base 1 to 318 and encodes 105 amino acids. NCBI's taxonomy places the organism in Eukaryota, Viridiplantae, Streptophyta, Magnoliopsida, Caryophyllales, Amaranthaceae. The transcript has 2 exons. The record is from RefSeq and is a predicted model, not a curated record.
AUGUAUGAACUCGAAACUAAACGCCGGGAGAUGAAACAGAAGGAGCUAAUCAAGGAGCUCACGGCUGCUGCUGAGGAGGCCAACAAGAUAGCAAUCGACUUUGAAACUCAGGUUAACAAUAUCAAGGCUAAUGUCAAAGCCUUGGGGGAGGCUGACAAGGAGAACACCGAGCUGAAGGCUGAGGCCGGCAUCGAGGAGGAGCACGCAGAAGAGAUAGUUCCGGGUGAGGCUAGAGAAGCCCAAACCCAGCAAACUCAAGAAACCCCUCCUACCGGCCAGGGCCAGCCAUCACAACAGCAACAGCAGCAGCAGCAGUAG